Molecule: messenger RNA, 2107 nt
Organism: Mycotypha africana
Lineage: Eukaryota; Fungi; Mucoromycota; Mucoromycetes; Mucorales; Mycotyphaceae
Exons: 1
Coding region: 86-1957 (623 amino acids)
Molecular function (GO): protein binding
Source: RefSeq, a predicted model, not a curated record
UGUGAAUAUAUUUCCAACAGUGAAGGAGCUGACAACAAGGAAAAUAAGAUAAAAAAUUCUCGUUGAAACGAACCGCUUUUUUAACAUGUCUUCUUGGAGUUCACUUCCUAAAGAAUUACUUAUCUCAGUAUUUGCUUAUAUCACGAAUACAGAAACACAAAGAAGGAACAAUAAAACCAUUUAUAACUGUCAAUUCGUUUGUAAGGCAUGGUCUUCUUCAGCAACCACAGCUCUUUAUAGAAAAGUUUUUAUAAAUGCUAAUGCUAGACAGUUCAACGACCGUUUAUAUUCCAGUUUUCAACCUGGACGUUUUGUCAAAUGCAUUAGCUUCACCUCUGACUUCGAAGCAUACGAUCAAAAUGAAAUGAUUGACCUCUUUUCGUCCAUCAUCAAAAAAUGUCAAAGCGUUGAGAAAUUGUACAUUAGUAGAGAGUUGAAAUCAACAAUUUGGGAAAUUAUGAUCUCUGAAAACAUCGUCCUUGAUCGCUUAAAAGAUAUAACAGGUUUCGAUUGGGAUGAUGUUAUAGAUUUCGAUGAUUUCAAUUUGUAUGAGAAGGUGGUAUACAAGUCUCGAAAUACGUUAACGCGCAUGUAUUAUACUAAUUUGCAACACAUGGUUAACGGGGAACCAGUUGACAAUCUAAAAGAAUACGUAUCCUUGGAAACCCUGUGCAUCUGUAGAGGAAUAUAUUUCUCUGUAAAGCUCAUUUCUGAUAUGAUCAAUUCAUCUAGAACGUUGAAAAAUCUAGAACUUGGUCACUUUUUGGUAUAUGGCGAUGAAGACCAUGAAAAACUACAGCCAAAUACGACAGUAAGAAGGAUACAAUCCUUUUCUGAUAUACUAUUCACAAAGUCAAGCAUUGAUUUCUUCAACAGUUUUAAAGCUUUGCAAGAACUGAUUAUCCAUCGUGGAAACUUCACAACUGAUGUAGACGAAGAGUCCUGGAGAAGCCUAAUUUCUCUUUCUAUGACAGUACCAAAGUGUAGUAUGUCGCUGAAUAUUGAGUUGAACAAUCAUAUAUACCUGGAAAUAUGCGCCGAAGAAGCUUCGAAGAUGAAGCGCGAGAAGAAAAGGCUGUUUUUGUUACUGGAUGAGGAUUGUAUGGAAAAUUUGUUUAUAUCAUCUGACGAAAGAACAUUCAACUUGACGUUGGAAGUCGGUGAUUUCAAUGAUACAGAAGCAUUAUUAGCAUCAAUGUCUGCAUAUAACCCAACUGAAAUAGCCGUAGCUCACCAAAAGGCUGCUGUGGAGUUUGUUCACCUGAAGUACGAAUCAAAUUUUACCGACUUUCAACGACAAUGGAGCUGGCUAAUAUUAGACGGCAUUGUUGGAAAUAUUGAUCGCGGUGAAAACAGAACAAAGACAGCCAAAUUUACAGAAAUGGUUUUUCUGACAAAACCAGAUAACAGCAAUUUGAGAACUGAUAAACUGGACGAUUUGAUAUUCAGUGCUUCAAUUUUUCGUAGCGAUAUGCUCACGUGGAUAUCUCACAGAUUUCUUACGUUGAAGUCAUUAACAAUACAAGCUUGCCAUUUUUUGCCUUGUAAAAAUCAGAAGAAUACUUUAAAGUUGUCGUUUGCGAAAACGUCGGUGAAGCACUUGAUCUUGUAUCUGCGUCGCUCCCUGACGAACUUCUACAUCUCAUAUAAGACCUUUGAAAAAUACCCUACAUUUGAUUUUCAAGAAUAUGAAGAAAACACAUCAACAGACAACCAUCGCUUCGAUGAGCUUCCAUUGAUGAGGGCCCUUGCUCAAGAAAAGUAUCGUCUAACCAUUAAAACGAAUACAAAAACAUAUGACAGUUACCGAGACAGAAAUGGACAGAUUGAUUCCGAAAUCGGAUCACUACCUGAACACACAUACACUAUCGAUAUCGUUUGCGUGGACUUGGAGCGUUUGACGAUAUUGAAUGGUGUUGAGAAGUGUGUGCUUGACAUAACAAAAGAGGAGCUUUGAUUCUCGCACGAUUGUUGUUUGUCUAAAAAUUCGAUCCUCUUAAGUCAAAUGCUCGGGUUACAAAUAAUGAAAUAUUGUCCAAAUUUUAACAUGGCAUUCUAUGACCCAACCGAUAAUAUUGUCAUGAAUACUCAUUGAAAUAAACUGAAC